Messenger RNA from Pseudophryne corroboree (corroboree frog), 1925 nucleotides. RefSeq lists its product as uncharacterized. The transcript is spliced from 12 exons. Gene Ontology annotation, molecular function: 2 iron, 2 sulfur cluster binding. Lineage: Eukaryota; Metazoa; Chordata; Amphibia; Anura; Myobatrachidae. The record is from RefSeq and is a predicted model, not a curated record. The coding region runs from base 234 to 1505 and encodes 423 amino acids.
CUGGCUCAUCCAGCAACAGGCUGGAGCAUCAGGUCGCUUGGAAAGGACUCAGCGCUAUCUCUGAAGCACUGGGGUGGGAGGGACACUGAGCUGCACGUCAGCAGCCGCCGGCGUCUCUAGCUACGAUAGAUCGCAUCAGGGGCCAGGGCAGGCCCGAGUCCCCGGCGUGUCCUUAUUACUUCCGCCGUCGGUGUGCAGUCGUAGCCGGCAGUCUGGCCGUGGCUGUGCCGGGCAUGGAGGGCUUUCCGCAGGAGCUGGUGAGCGCGCUGAAGGAGGUGGUCAGCAACAGUAACUGGCAGUGUGUCGGGGAGAGGGAGAGCUUCAUCUCCCCAUGCACCAAAUUGUACUCCGAGGAUGGCGAGCAUUUGGUAUUGAUUCACACAGAUGGCAAAUUCUAUGCAAUGGAUUCAGCAUGUCCCCAUGAAGGUGGACCCUUGGAGCAAGGGGACAUAGAGGAGCUAUGUAAUGGGCGCUUAGCAUUAACCUGUCCAUGGCAUGAUUUUGAGUUCUGCUUGGAUGAUGGCUCCUCUUCUUCUGGAUUACAGAACCAGGUAUACGACGUGAAGCUUUGCGAGGGGAAAGUUUAUAUCAUGGCUCAGAAUGCCCUGUCUCUUACUCCUUGGAAGGAAACUCAAUGUAAACUCUCAGGGGAUACGGAGUCUACGGAGAGCACACAAGUUAUAGAUGAUGAAUCCUCCUUGACUUAUUGGGCGAAUAAAAUACUUUGCACUCCAAAUCCAGAAGAGAAGGCAAAACUAACACAUCAGGUACAGGAAUUGUGGAAAUCUUGGAAAGUCACAGAACUUGGCCAAGUAGAACCUCCUGCACAACCCAGCCGCAAGGAAAGCCUUACUAUUGUACAGCCUGGCAGGAUCAAGAGGGGGAAGGGAGGCACGCUGGCCAGUAGGAUUGCAUUGCUGCACUCUCUGGCAAACAUCGAACAGUGGGCCAUAGACCUGUCCUGGGACAUCAUUGCUCGUUUUGCUGGCUUCCAACUGCAAACUGGAGAGAAACUUCCAAAGGAAUUCUUCUCAGAUUUUGUGAAAGUGGCUGCAGAUGAAGCAAAGCAUUUUUGUUUGCUGGAGAAGCGUCUUGCAGAGCUGGGCAGUAACUUCGGAGAUCUUCCUGUGCACAACAAGUUGUGGGAAUCUGCUUCAGAUACUGCACAUGAUCUUCUGGGACGGUUGGCUAUUGUGCAUAUGGUCCAUGAAGCCAGAGGACUAGAUGUUCACCCCCAGACAUUGCAGCGGUUCUUAGCUCAGGGUGAUGAAGGUUCAGCCCGGAUCCUGGAAGUUAUUUACACGGAUGAGAUUACUCAUGUGGCAGCAGGGCUGAAGUGGUUCACUUACAUCUGUGCCAAGGAGCAGCGGGACUGCUUGUCUACUUUCCAUGAGCUGGUACCGUUGUAUUUCAGAGGAUACCUGAAACCUCCGUUCAAUGCUGAAGGCAGGAAAUCAGCUGGGAUGUCUGAGGAGUGGUACCUACCUUUGGUAAAGCCAUCAUAACAGGAUGCCAGCGAGUGGUUUAGUUUGGAAUAGACGUGUGUAUUUUGUUUUAAAGCACCAAGUCACAUUCUACUUCUCCAGCACAACAGCCACCAGGAUGCAUUGCUGGGCAAUGUAUACAGCUGGGGGUGAAUCUAUAAACUUAUUCAUCUUCUAAAUGUAGUUGUUAUGCCAAAAGGUUAGUGUACAUGAGGCCCAUUGAUGAUUUAUACUAGUACAUGCUGUACCGAUCAUGUUCAUUUUGCUUAAUACACAAACGUAAAACCUCACUAGACUGAUCCAAGCAACACGGGAAAGGUGUUUCUUAGUAAUACUGGAUUUCUAGGCCAUUCGUAACCUAUUACAAUGGCUAUUGCUGCUUUCUUUUAAAAAUAAAUAUUUUUAUUAAAAGCUGAAUAAAAGUUUUUGAUAAACACAGAA